AUGUCUGGUAAAAAUACCAGCCAUGAUAAUAUUGUGAGAGUUGUAAAACUACAUAAAAUUGGUAAUAGAAACCGUGAAAUUGUCAAAAUUACUGCUGUUAAUGAGAAGACAGUGUCGCGACUUCUCCAAAAAUGGCGUCGGGCUGGAUCUGGUGAUAACGUUCCUGAACACAAACACGGCGGGGGAAGGUCUUUAAAGAUUCCUUCAAAGACUUUAAGGCUUUUAAGGCGUCAGUUGGACCUUAAUCCUUCAAUUACUGCAAAGGAAUUGAAAGAAAAGAACCCUAAGCUCCUUAGAAAUGUCUCUGUAAGGACAAUUCAGCGCAACAUCCAGAAGCGUCUAGAAUAUUCCAAGGUGAAAGCGCGAGUCAAGCCCCUCGUGGCUGCUAAGCAACGUUGCUGUCGUGUUCAAUUUGCCAAGGACCAUAAGGACUGGGACCUUGUACAGUGGCAUAAGGUCCUUUGGACCGAUGAAGCAACGUUCUGCGUCAGUGAGAACAAGGGCACGAAGGUUUGGAAGUCACGCACUUCGUCAAUGUGUGACCCGCGGCUGACCGUGACCAGCGUUAAGCAUCCGCCCUACCUCAUGGUGUGGGGCUCCUUUGGCUACGGUGGGACUACGGGAAUCUUGUCAUGGCUUCCUCCUAGAUUGUCCAAAUGCUUUAAUUACUGA
Molecule: messenger RNA, 672 nt
Organism: Macrobrachium nipponense
Lineage: Eukaryota; Metazoa; Arthropoda; Malacostraca; Decapoda; Palaemonidae
Exons: 1
Coding region: 1-672 (223 amino acids)
Biological process (GO): DNA transposition; DNA integration
Molecular function (GO): DNA binding
Source: RefSeq, a predicted model, not a curated record